Molecule: messenger RNA, 1636 nt
Organism: Habropoda laboriosa
Lineage: Eukaryota; Metazoa; Arthropoda; Insecta; Hymenoptera; Apidae
Product: protein phosphatase 1L
Exons: 8
Coding region: 174-1628 (484 amino acids)
Biological process (GO): protein dephosphorylation
Molecular function (GO): protein serine/threonine phosphatase activity; cation binding
Source: RefSeq, a predicted model, not a curated record
GAAAAUAUUUCGAACGAACGAUCAUAUGAGUUUUCGAUGAUUAGUUAAUGCAAUUUUUAUGCAUGUUCAGUGCUCGACUAGCUCUGUGCUUUUAUAAAUAAUUAUCGAAUACCUACCGAUAUUUAGGUUUGAGAAAAAAACUGGCUUGAUUCAAAGUGUUUUUACAUUAGAUUAUGGAUGACGAGCUUGAAGACAGGAUUUUAUAUCAGACAUAUGUAUCACACAUGAAGCUAGUGUCAAAAUUUGCAGUGGGCAUUCCUACUGGAUUAAAUGCUGGGAUAAACACUCCUUUGGGCUAUUUUUGGAGAAUCAUGAGAGCUUAUGCAUUGAAGCCAGAAGUGUUAAUUUGUGGUGCAGUUUUGGCAAUAAUUCUAUUUUACAUACAAGCAGUUGACGUAUGGAGCCGAUCAUUAUUAGGAAAAAUUCAAUACACGCUUGGGCGUACUACAUCAAAAGUAUCAAAACUACAGUUUUUAGUUAAUGAUUCUGUAAAUAAUGGGGUGAAACUUAGCUGGGAAUUAAAACAAGGAUAUAUUGCUGCUUAUGCUGUUCAAGGUCAUAGAGCUCGUAUGGAAGAUCGUUUUGUUGUAAAUGAAGAUAUGAAUAAUACAGGAGUAUCUUUGUUUGCAGUAUUUGAUGGACAUGGUGGAGAAUUUGCAGCGAACUAUGCACGUGAUAAACUUAUUCCAAACAUUAAUAAAAAGGUGAUUGAAUUAAAAGAUAUAAUAGCUGGCAGAGCACCACGUGUGUUAGAAGAUACAAGGAAAGAUGAAGAAACAGAGAAAAAAGAGGAAAAAAGUGAUACCGGACUUCCUGAACGGAAAAAAUCUUUUCGUAAAACCGUAAGCACAUCAGUAACAGAUGAUUGUAUGAAAAAAAAUGGUGGUGUAACUGACCCAGAACUUCUUGAUAAACUGGAUAGUCUACAAAGACCAAUUACAAGAGAGGUAAGACCAUGCAGAACAACAGACAAGCCACCAAAAAUAGAUAUCACAAAUUAUUUGGAUGGAAAUAAAAUAAACUAUGGUAAACUACUAACUGAUGAAGUGUUAGCAGUAGAUAGAUUAUUGGUUGAAGCUGCUAAAAAAAACAUGGAUGUGGCUGGUACAACUGCCUUGAUUGCUCUUUUAGAAGACAAUAAAUUAAUUGUGGCAAAUGUUGGAGAUUCAAGAGGUGUAAUGUGCGAUGGAAAAGGCAAUGCUAUACCUUUAUCCUUUGACCAUAAGCCUCAACAAGAAAGAGAAAGAAGAAGAAUAAAUAAAGCUGGUGGUUUAGUAACAUUCAAUGGUGUGUGGAGAGUUGCGGGUAUAUUAGCAACUUCUCGGGCUUUAGGAGACUAUCCAUUAAAGGAUAAGAAACUAGUAAUCGCUGAUCCAGAUAUUUUAACUUUCGAUCUUAGUGACCAUAAUCCAAUGUUUAUUGUUCUGGCGUCAGACGGUUUGUGGGAUACGUUCACAAAUGAAGAGGCUGUAGCGUUCAUUAAGGAACGUAUAAAUGAGCCACAUUUUGGUGCAAAAAGUAUCACAUUACAAAGCUAUUACAGGGGUUCGGCUGACAAUAUUACUGUAGUUGUAAUUAAUUUAAAGGAUCGUACAUACAGCAUAUCAGAGGCCAAAAAAAGUCUAUAAUGUUUUAA